Messenger RNA from Fusarium pseudograminearum CS3096, 1146 nucleotides. RefSeq lists its product as uncharacterized. The transcript has 5 exons. Gene Ontology annotation, cellular component: mitochondrion. The record is from RefSeq and is a predicted model, not a curated record. Bases 1 to 1146 code for a protein of 381 amino acids. NCBI's taxonomy places the organism in Eukaryota, Fungi, Ascomycota, Sordariomycetes, Hypocreales, Nectriaceae. Gene Ontology annotation, biological process: tricarboxylic acid cycle; isocitrate metabolic process. Gene Ontology annotation, molecular function: magnesium ion binding; isocitrate dehydrogenase (NAD+) activity; NAD binding.
AUGCUGGCCAUUCGAGCUCUCCGAACUCCCGCCUCCAGGCAAGCCCUGCGCACUGCUGCCCCCCGCGCUGCCAUUUUCUACAACCGAUGCUACUCAACCUCUGGCGACCGUGUUGCCAAGUACAACGGAACCAAGGAUGCCAAGGGCAACUUCUUGGUCAGCUUGAUUGAGGGUGACGGUAUCGGCCCCGAGAUUGCCCAGUCCGUCAAGGAAAUCUUCGCCGCCGCCAAGACCCCCAUUGCUUGGGAGCCUGUCGAUGUCACUCCCAUCAUCAAGGACGGCAAGACCGCUAUCCCUGAUGCUGCCAUUGACAACAUCAAGAAGAACAAGAUUGCCCUCAAGGGUCCUCUCGCUACUCCCAUUGGCAAGGGCCAUGUCUCUCUUAACCUUACCCUCCGCCGAACCUUCAACCUCUUCGCCAACCUGCGACCUUGCCGCUCUGUCGCUGGCUACGAGACUCCCUACGACAACGUCAACACCGUCCUGAUCCGAGAGAACACCGAGGGUGAAUACUCCGGCAUUGAGCACGUUGUUGUCGAUGGUGUUGUCCAGAGCAUCAAGCUCAUCACCCGUGAGGCUUCCGAGCGUGUCCUCCGAUUCGCCUUCCAGCACGCCGAGUCCAUUGGCCGCAAGAAGGUCCGCGUCGUCCACAAGGCCACCAUCAUGAAGCUCUCCGACGGUCUCUUCCUCAAGGUCGCUCAGGAGGUCGCCAAGGACUUCCCCGGCAUUGAGUUCGACGCCGAGCUCCUCGACAACAGCUGCCUCAAGAUGGUCACUGACCCCACCCCUUACAACGACAAGGUCCUUGUCAUGCCCAACCUUUACGGUGACAUUCUCUCCGACAUGUGCGCCGGUCUGAUCGGUGGUCUCGGUCUCACCCCCUCCGGAAACAUCGGUGAUGAGUGCUCCAUCUUCGAGGCCGUCCACGGUUCCGCCCCUGAUAUCGCUGGCAAGAACCUUGCCAACCCCACUGCCCUUCUCCUCAGCUCCAUCAUGAUGCUGCGACACAUGGGUCUUAACGAGCACGCCACCCGCAUCGAGAAGGCCAUCUUCGAUACCCUCGCCGAGGGCAAGGCCCUGACUGGCGAUCUUGGCGGCAAGGCCAAGACCAACGAGUACGCUGCCGCCAUUAUCUCCAGGCUGUAA